Molecule: messenger RNA, 783 nt
Organism: Arachis duranensis
Lineage: Eukaryota; Viridiplantae; Streptophyta; Magnoliopsida; Fabales; Fabaceae
Product: actin-related protein 2/3 complex subunit 2A-like
Exons: 3
Coding region: 86-382 (98 amino acids)
Biological process (GO): Arp2/3 complex-mediated actin nucleation; actin filament polymerization
Cellular component (GO): actin cytoskeleton; Arp2/3 protein complex
Molecular function (GO): actin filament binding; structural constituent of cytoskeleton
Source: RefSeq, a predicted model, not a curated record
UCCUCCCCAAUGCCAAAACUAAUCUGAUGGUGGCAAGCUUGACAACAGGGGUCCCUUCUUUGUCAAUGGACUUCCUUUUGGAGCCAUGGAUGCAAUAAAAGCUGCAUAUGGAGCUACUGUACAAAUUAAAGAUCUUCCAAGGGAUGGGCUUAACCUAACAUUGAAAAUAAAUCUGUCAAAGCUUCCUGCAAAUCAAGAUCAAAGGCAAUCCUUUUUGGUGAAAAUUGCAUCAGUGAGGGAGGUUGUCCUUGGUGCACCAUUGAGAGUAAUUUUAAAAUAUCUUGCUUCAAGAACUGUUGCUCCAGACAUUGAUCCGCUUGUCGCCCAUGUGCAUCGGCCAAGGGAGUUAUUUUUUCUUGUUCCAAAGGGGUGUCUAGAGUGAAGGGUCGUUUGGUGAAGAUGGAGAUCAGGGCAUUGACGUGCGUAGAAGAAAAAGAAGAAGAAGUGGGUGCUUGAGAAACCGAACGAGUGGUGGAAGUUGAAAGUCGUAACUUUUUGGAGAAUAAGAGAUGACAAGGAGCACAUGAAUUCGGUUUGAGGAUUCGCACUGCCAUUAGAGAGAGAAAGAGAGGGGGAGGGGGUGUUACACCAUGUAAGAAAAUGUUCGUAAUAUUAGUCCAAUAGUUUAGAAGUUUCUUUUCCCUAUGAAUUUGUCUAUUUUUAAGCUUCCUUGAGAUUAAGAUACUAUAGCAUAGCCUUUGUUCAUGUCCUAUAAGAUCUUUAUUCUAAAUAUUUAGGUUUUUCUCUUUUGGAACAAUGAUUACUGUAAUACUUCAAUUACUU